GGGGCAAAAAAGGUGUGUGUGUGUGUGUGUUCAACAUAUUUACAUUUUAACUAUACAUAUGUAUCAGGGUUGGAUUUCUGCUGCUUUUUUAAUUUAUUCCGCUUUUUUCUACUUCCGCCUUCCGCUUUUUAAAAUUCAAAAUUCUUCAGCCCUGAAUGUAUCAGUGCCGUUUCGCCUUCCGUUGUUAGCCUUAUUUUCGUCUUUUUUGAUGUUUCACCUUUCACUCUUUAAAAUCUGUUUCAGCACCCCCUGA
This is a messenger RNA of Meloidogyne enterolobii, 253 nucleotides long. NCBI's taxonomy places the organism in Eukaryota, Metazoa, Nematoda, Chromadorea, Rhabditida, Meloidogynidae. The record is from the annotation of a GenBank genome assembly.